UAUUCAAUUAUAUUCAAUCUGAUCAUUUGUAACCAGCAUCAAUGGAUUCCACCCUUGUUUUCUCUCUCAUCAUCCUUCUCUCUCCUCUCUUCAUCACUUCCUCAUACUCACAAUACACCUUACCAGACCACCACUUCAUCAACUGUGGAUCAUCUUCUUCCUCCAACUUCACCGGCAGAACAUUCAUCGGAGACGACAACCCGGCCACGUUUACUGUCUCUGGUGGCGUUACCGCGGGCAACCCGGCAUCCAGUUUGCCCACAAUCUACCAAACAGCAAGAGUUUUCGCUAAGAAAUCAUGGUACGAGUUCCAGGCAGACUCGAACAACACUUUCGUGAUGAUUCGCCUUCAUUUCUCCCCAUUUCUUUCCAACGGAAUCGACUUAUCGAAUUCAAAAUUCGACGUCUCAGCUUCCGGCUUCCCUCUGUUAUCCGCCUUUAGCGUCGGUAACACGUUACAAAUCAAAGACUUCAUAAUCCCAAUUGGAUCAGAAACACAUUUCAGAAUUGAAUUCACACCCACCAGUCAAUCAUCCCCAGCUUUCAUAAACGCCAUUGAAGCUUUCACAACACCAUCUGACUUGUUCCGCCAAGGCGUUAGUUUACCUCGUGUAUCGCCUGCAGGGGACAAUGGUAACGAGAAUAACUUAUCGUCAUCAUUUGCACUCAUCCCACAUUAUAGAAUUAACGUUGGAGGACAAAACAUUGAACCCGAACGUGACACUUUAAGAAGAAGUUGGAUACCUGAUGAUCCAUACAUCUUCCAAAGUGUGCCAGCAAAGAACAUUAGUUUCUCCGGCACAUUGAUGUAUAACGGACAGGGUUCUAGUCCACAAGAUGCUCCUGAUGAUGUAUAUAAAACAGCGAAAGAACUGACCAACAGUUUGGUUAAUGUAACAUGGAAUUUCGAGGUUAGUAAGAGCGCGAUGUACCUAGUUCGAGCUCAUUUUUGUGACAUUGUAAGCACAGGCCUUGUUGACGCGAAUGCCGGAUUCAACUUCUUCGUCUACAGCCACCACAAGGAGGAGAUUCAACCGGGAAAUAGAAUGAACGCGCUGCAAGCUCCGUUUUAUGUUGAUACCGUGGUGGAUUCGGUUGAUUCGGGGUUUUUGAAUGUUAGUAUUGGCGCGGUUAGAGGUGACAACCAGACCGCGUUGUUGAAUGGGCUUGAGAUUAUGGAGUUAGUGACGAAUUCGGGUGUGGUUGAUCAUGGAAGCAAUGGGAAGAAGAGCAAGACAUUGUAUAUUGUGAUUGGAGGUGUUGUUGGAGGUGUGGCUUUGGUGUUGGUGUUGUUGGUUGGUUUUUUUAUCGGGUCGAAAUGUGCGAAGGCGAAGCCGGUGGUAGGGGUAAAACCGGAAUCUAACGCGGGGCCAUCGCACGGCCGGAGUUCAUACACCACCAUAAAUAUGGACUUUACGAUCACCCACUCGUCGCCGAUGCCUAAUUUGAAUCUUAGCCUUCGGUUUCCGAUUAUUGAUAUCUUGAAAGCAACAAAUGGUUUCGAUGAGAGGUUAUUGAUCGGAAAAGGCGGGUUUGGGAAGGUCUAUAAAGGAACGCUUCCCGAUGGUGUGAUAGUCGCGGUGAAACGAGGCGAAAAAGGACACGGGCAAGGUAGACCCGAGUUUGUGACGGAAAUUAUGGUGUUGUCGAAAAUACGACACCGUCAUCUCGUAACUUUGAUAGGGUAUUGUGACGAAAGAUCCGAGAUGAUACUUGUGUACGAGUUUAUGGAAAAGGGUACCCUUCAAGAUCACUUAUACGACGAGAACAAAGUUCACCCGAAGCUUUCAUGGACUCAGAGACUCGAGAUUUGCAUUAGCGCGACUCGAGGAUUACAUUACCUUCACACGGGAUCAGAUGGAGGUAUAAUUCACCGUGACGUCAAGUCAACAAACAUCUUGCUUAACGAAAACUACGUUGCAAAAGUUGCCGAUUUUGGGAUAUCGAGGUUAGAUAACGUGGACGAAACUGAGAUUUCGUACAUCAAAGGGAGUUUCGGGUAUUUGGAUCCCGAAUACAUAAGAUGCAUGAAACUGACACAAAAGUCAGAUGUUUACUCUUUUGGAGUAGUGUUACUUGAAGUGCUAUGCGCGAGACCAGCACUCGAUAACACACUUCCUCAAAAGGAAGCGAAUUUGGCGGACUGGGGGAUCAAGCAUAUACAAACCGGGAAAGUGGAGGCGAUAAUGGAUCCGUAUCUCAUAGGUACAAUAAACCCGAAUUCGUUAAGGAAGUUUUUGGAUACGGUUGAGAGGUGUUUGAAAGACACGGGAGAUGAGAGGCCGAGCAUGAUCGAUGUGCUAUGGGACUUGGAAUACGCGUUGAAGCUUCACCAAAUGUCUGUGGACAAAGAGCCGUAUGAAGAUAGCACGAUGAAUACGUCGUUGGAGUUGCCAAUGUCGAUGAUUCAUCGCUUGCCUUCUAAUGCCAACGACGAUGAUUCCCAAGUGAAUGAUUAUAGCCGGGCCACGAACUUUCCGACUGAAAGUGAAAGCCAAGUAUUUUCCCAAUUGAACAUGGGUGAAGCUAGAUAGCACAUAUGAGCAAUCAAGGGGUGUUACGUAAUGUUGGUGGUCAUUUGUGAUUAUUUGUACUAUUUAUUUUGAUACAUGUAAUAUGUUGUAGAUGGUGUUUUUGGGUGACAGGUGAAUACAUAGUGUGUCAAGAAAUAGGAAAUCGUGUAAGAAAAGAAAAGAAAUGUACUUUUUUUUUGUAGCUAUAUUUGAAUAAUGUGUUUUUGUUAAACUUGGUAUUGAUAAUAGCAUUUGUUUUUUUUUU
This is a messenger RNA of Helianthus annuus (common sunflower), 2778 nucleotides long. Its product is annotated as probable receptor-like protein kinase At2g23200. The record is from RefSeq and is a predicted model, not a curated record. Gene Ontology annotation, cellular component: plasmodesma; plasma membrane. NCBI's taxonomy places the organism in Eukaryota, Viridiplantae, Streptophyta, Magnoliopsida, Asterales, Asteraceae. Gene Ontology annotation, biological process: protein autophosphorylation. The transcript is spliced from 2 exons. Gene Ontology annotation, molecular function: transmembrane receptor protein tyrosine kinase activity; ATP binding. The coding region runs from base 42 to 2534 and encodes 830 amino acids.